Messenger RNA from Drosophila guanche, 557 nucleotides. RefSeq lists its product as uncharacterized. The record is from RefSeq and is a predicted model, not a curated record. The transcript is spliced from 2 exons. NCBI's taxonomy places the organism in Eukaryota, Metazoa, Arthropoda, Insecta, Diptera, Drosophilidae. Bases 66 to 530 code for a protein of 154 amino acids.
UCCAUUUCUGACAAUAUUUUGUGAACACAUUUCUACACAACAAUUGUGGCAGGGGCAGUUGCGGCAUGUUGGAAAAUUCUCUUGUCUCUGCGUUUAUUGCCUGUCUAAUCAGCGCCACAUCUUUGUUUUAUGUGUCGCAGGCUGCCAGUCUGCGAAAUGCUCAACCACGUCUAACCCUGUCCAUGGCUUCCCGGUCGCGAAGUGCCAUGCAAUCGAUGCGAGAGUUUGCCCUGUACAUGGGCCCCAAAGGAUUGCCGGUGGAACCCGAGGAGCAGUCACGCGGCAUGGAUGUUCCCUUCUUAACCGCAGGACAACGCCAACUGCUGGCGGAGGAUGAAGAGUUUCCCUUGGACUUGCGCAGCAAAAUGCCAGAGUUUCAGCCAAAGGAAAAUGCUGCCAUCAAGUGCAGAAGAAAGAUCGAUGGCGAUUCAGACUUGGAGUUCUGCACUGGCACAGAUGAGAGUGCGGCAGCUCAUUCGAUUGCGAUUCAUUUGGUGUACUCAAUGCUGAUUGUCCCGCUGCUAGUUUAAUACAAAUAAUACAAAUUCUGUUUGCAA